UCGAUUAGUCUACGUACCUACCGUGAGCAGGCGGGAGAUUACAGUUAUCAUCCAAUUGAUAACCUCGUAUCAGUUUAUUACACACCCUAAACGUGAAGUUACCGGGUGCGUCUUCUUGCCAAAAUGAGCGCCUUAUUGCAUAUCAAUGAGAAUAGAGUGCUCCAGCUUUUGGAUUGGGACAAAGUGUUUCACGUUAUCGAGGGAGCGCUCGAGUCCGUUGCAAGUAACCACGUAAUCCAGUCCGCCCGUUCCGUAAUCGACCUCAAGGAGACGAACUUCAUGUUUGUAAUGCCCGGGAAAUUGAGGGAUGACAACGGCGAAACGCUCGGAUGUAAAAUUGCGUGCCACUUCCCGGGCAACACCACUCUGCCGCCCCUAAUGGCGAACAUUUUGCUAAUGGACGCGUUAACUGGCGAGCUACAGGCGGUCAUCGCUGCCACGGGAAUUACGGCCUGGAGGACGGCGGCGGCGUCGGCUGUGGCGACGAAGUACCUCCAUAAUGAGAAUAAUAAGAUUUUGGCGAUUAUUGGCGCUGGGGCGCAGGGUAGAAUUCAUGCAAUUUGCUUGAGUUACUUCUUCAAAUUUAAAGAGGUACGUGUGUGGAAUAGGAAUCGCGAACGUGCAGUGAGAUUAGUUACUGAAUUAAGUAAUGAUAGCAAAUGGAAGUGUAGCUUUAAAGCUUGCGAAACUGUUCAGAGCUGCUUAUCGGACGCCGAUGUUGUAGUAACAACGACUGGUACAGAUGUUUCCAUUGUAAAGCUGGAUUGGCUAAAGCCAAGUGCCCAUAUUAAUGCCGUAGGUGUUGGCCUGGAUUGUCGAGAGAUUGAUGACGAGGUUUACAAGGCAGCAAACGUUUACAUUGAUCACUGGGAUGGAGCCAAGGAAGAACUUAAACAUUUGAUCGACAUUGGUAUACAAUUUAAGGGCCAAAUUGGGGAUCUCAUACGUGGAUCAAUUAAACCACCGCCAAAAAACUCGCUCACCAUUUUUCAGAGUCUCGGUAUGGCCGUGGAAGAUUGCGCCGUGGCUCGCAUGAUUUAUGACCUACACAUGCAAAAUAAGUAAUUGGUUAAAAUUGUUGUAAAAUACAUUAAAAUCAACACGUUUUUUUUAAAUCU
Molecule: messenger RNA, 1118 nt
Organism: Photinus pyralis (common eastern firefly)
Lineage: Eukaryota; Metazoa; Arthropoda; Insecta; Coleoptera; Lampyridae
Product: ketimine reductase mu-crystallin-like
Exons: 5
Coding region: 124-1065 (313 amino acids)
Cellular component (GO): cytoplasm
Molecular function (GO): hormone binding
Source: RefSeq, a predicted model, not a curated record